This is a messenger RNA of Acanthosepion pharaonis, 960 nucleotides long. Lineage: Eukaryota; Metazoa; Mollusca; Cephalopoda; Sepiida; Sepiidae. The record is from the annotation of a GenBank genome assembly.
AUGACUACUGCUAAUGGUCACCAAUCAUCUUCUAACUGUUCUAAGAAGUCUUAUUCCCGAGUGCUUUUUGACCAGGAGAAUGUAAGCUCAGAGCUGUGUCAUCAGCAACGCUCACUCAGUAGAUUAUCAGGAAGUAAACAGAAAUGUGAAUCAACUGGCAGCAUCCCACUUCUUAGCUGUUCUUGGCAACCAGCACGAUCAUUGCUUUAUGGACGGCAUAGUACUUCAAGUAUCCCUAACCUUUCCCCUGUUGAAACAUUGGAUAAACAUGGGCGAAAACGAUAUAGUACAAUAUCAGGUGCAUGGCCAAUGCCUGAUGAUGAACGAGUAAAACAAGCUGUCCGUUUAGUAUUGCUGCUCCUACCUCCAGCCAAUAGACGCAAGCUCCACCUUUUGCUACGGUUCCUUAAUAAAGUGAAAGCAAAUACUGAAUUGCAACUUGCUGAUAAUCCAGAUGCUUUACAGACUUUACUUAUUGAUACAUUCUAUCAAGCGAUCAUCUGCAGUCCUGAUUCCUCAGACAUGGACAUUAACCUUGCUAAACAUCUGGUUUUAUACUUGAUUGAGAAUCAUGACAUUGUGAUGCAAGUUCCUUCUGACCUGCGCAGCCAGGUGGAGGAUCGUCUUUCUCAAUUGCAGCGUGUACAGGUUGUGUAUACAUCAGAUGACAAAGGAGCCACAACAUACUGUAAGCAGGUACCAGUGGCAGUUUAUGAAAAGGAAGCUAUUCGGCAUUCAACAGACGCUCUUGGAGAUUUGCUGAAGAGUAUUGUUGCUGAUGAGAAAAUGAACCAGAAGGAAAAGACAAAGAAAUUACGAGAGUUUCAGCGGCUCUACCCACAGAUCUAUGAGAAAGAGUUUGGAAGUGAAUCUGGACCUAUUCAACCUUCUCAACGAAAACCAUCACGGAAUGUCCACUUGCCCAGACCUCUAAGACGACUGCGGACACUGCGAGCUUAA